AUGAAAAGAACAAAACUCUUAUCUACAUUCUUGAAAAUAGCAGCUAUUCUGCAUGAAAGUUUAGUAAGUGCGCGAUUUAAAGCGUAUAGAGAGAAUGUUAAAAACUCCUCUUAUAUAUUUUCCAAUUUGCCUGUGGUCUUGAUUACAUCUAUUGGAAAAGUAGAUAUACACCCAGAUGGUGUAUUGAACGAUGUAUACAGUUAUUGCAUUCAUAAGCAAGGACUUUUCCAUGCACAUAACACGACUUUGCGUGAAUUUCGCAUUAAAAAAACAUCUACUGCUACCGAUGAAGAAGUUACAUUCAUGAAAGAAUACUGCAAUAUAUUUCGAAUACUAUUUCCAUUUACUGAGCCAGAAUUUCCUAUCCAGAAAACUACGGAAGGAUCUUUUUUUCUUUUCUUAGUGAGUCUUCAAGAAUCCAAGGAUGACAUUGCUUUGCUUAUAUAUCUGAUGCUACUAUGUGAGGGGGAUGAUCUAAGUAUUGAAGCAAAGUUAUAUGACGAAGACUCGUAUCGUAGGAAAACUUCACAGAAUAAGUAUUAUUUAGAUAUUCUGCCUAAGUCAGCAGGCGCUAUAAACAAUAUAGUUGCUAAAAUGAAAAAAACCAAUGCUAAGAUAUUUGGCGAAAAUGAAAUAUAUCUGCCAGAGUUUAUGCAAGUAUUAGAGUUUUUCCAGAAAUACAAAACACAUCCAAAGAUAGAUAUAACCAAAAUGCAUGGCAUGUUUGGUAAGAGGCCUUUAUUUUCGCAGCAUACCAUGCCAACCGCACAUCUCUUGAUACGAAUGUAUAUUUAUUAUUAUUGCAGAUAUUUCAAUUGCAGGAGCAGACUUUCUGUAUAUACUUUUUAUAUACUAAAUGACCACUUAGGUAAUUUAAAAAAGGAUUCUUCUAAUACAUCAAAGUCAAAUAAAAAAAAAGAAACAGCUAUUAACAUAGGCGUUCGUAAAAAAGAAUCGUCUAGUGUUCAAGAUGUUUCUACACCGCUAAUUGAGAGACAAGAUGUUAAUGAAGAAUCUGCUAUGAAAGAAUCUAUCAAAAAACGUACUUCUGAUAUUCAUGACAACCUAUUUGUAAAAAAAAUAUGUACUCCAAGACUUCCUAGGUCCAAAUUUAACGCACUAUUGUUUUGUCUUCUACAUGCCACUCAUUCAACUCCUUAUUCUACUACGAAUGGUCUGCCGUUUUAUACAGAGAGAAUAUAUAGCAAGAAAAUAGAUUAUUUUCCUUUUGGAACGCCGGUUUAUAGUAGCGAAUGCACUAAUGUAAGCUUACUAGUGCUUUUUUCUUGUUUUUUAUACAAUCCUGAAACUUUUACAUAUAGUGAGGAAAAAAAACUAAAAAAUGUCCAUGUAUUAAAAUUCUUUCAAAUAUAUAAAUGUAUAUCUGCUUCCCGCUGUUAUAAUUUAAGUUAUCAGUGGAAUGUUAUGGUUAUAGAAAAUACCUUUAAAAGAUUUGGAAGCAUAUCUAAGCAUAAGUUUAAAACUGGUAUUUUGGGUUUUCUUUGCGCAGUGUAUCGAAUAAGUCAUGGUAUUGAAGGUAAUUUUCCCACAUUGAUAAAUAACCUUAUAUCAACAGUAAACAUUCAAACUGAAACCCCCUUAUCGUCUGAGUUUUUCUUUUUCUUGAAGGAUCAGAUAACAGAGUUUUUCAUAGAGCUAUCUCACAAUAUAGCCCUAACUGUUGAGCUUAAAAAUCUCUCCAGAUUUAAAAUUGACAACGAUUUCGAUAUUUCCGGGAUUAUUGAGCUAAAAUACACGCAUGAUGGAAUAACAAGUGGAAUACAGCUAGAAAUAACACCAGCUACUGUAAAAACUAGUUUGUUAGACUCUACAAUUACUGACACUGAAGAAAGAAAAAAAAGUCUUUUGGAGCUUAAGAGUUUGUGCUGGUACCCGAAUGGAAAUGCAAAACAUUUGUUCGAGCAUCAUAUCGACAAACUACUCGAAGAAUGUGAUGUAAAUUCAACCUCAACUAUAAAUGAGCCUGUUGCAGGCCCCUCCAAAUAA
Molecule: messenger RNA, 2007 nt
Organism: Nematocida ausubeli
Lineage: Eukaryota; Fungi; Microsporidia
Exons: 1
Coding region: 1-2007 (668 amino acids)
Source: RefSeq, a predicted model, not a curated record